This is a messenger RNA of Trypanosoma rangeli, 519 nucleotides long. RefSeq lists its product as uncharacterized. The record is from RefSeq and is a predicted model, not a curated record. Lineage: Eukaryota; Euglenozoa; Kinetoplastea; Trypanosomatida; Trypanosomatidae. The coding region runs from base 1 to 519 and encodes 172 amino acids. The transcript has a single exon.
AUGUUUCGCCGUUGUUGUCUUGCCACGCCUCAUGUAGCCUCUACCACUGCAACGGUAGGCGGCGCUUUGACCAGCAACCAGAAGCGUUUUUUGAAAAUGGCGAAGUCGGCGUUUGGUUUUUACCUGGCACGCCGUGGGCAGCGAAAGUUUCCGUUUCUGCGACGGCCACACAUCAAAAAUACUCACGCGAUGAACCUGAGCGCGCCGUACUUUUGGAGCUUCAUGACGGCGAAGAGUCAGACUUUUUUUCUACCCGAGGAGAACUACAUCACGGGCGAUUGGACGGGGAAGUUCUUUGUGUCGAAGCGCCAGGUGUACACCUUGCAGCAUGCCACAAGCGGGGCACGGGUGCGGGUAAAGUCUUUUCCCUCUGUGUUUGAGCUUAGUAGUCCAUCGCGGUGGAACAUAGGGAAGGAGAUGAACACGUUGACAAAACCUCGCAUGGACCUUAUCGACGAGCAGAUGUUAACGAAGAAGCAACGAUUAGACUACGUCAAGGCAGGAUUGCUUCCCAAGUAA